AUGUCAAUGCUUACUGCAUGUACUGGUGUGCUCUCUCAGCUAUUGAAUAGCUCAUUCCAGAUUCAGAUGCCAGUAACGCCGAGUGCUGGCAAUUAUCUCUUGUUAUGUGUGUACUUGUUGGAUCCCAUCCUGCGGUUUCGAUACCAACGAGGCUAUCAGCUUGAGAUUCCAUGGUGGCAAUAUUUUCUCCUGGCUUUUGCUGAUGUCGAAAGGAACUUUCUAGUCGUAUGCGUGUACAAGUAUACGUCCAUCUCAAGUAUUAUGCUAUUGAAUUGCUUUACGAUUCCUGUGGUGAUGGUAGUCUCAAUGGUAUUUCUGAGAGCAAAGUACACGCGCUGGCAUUUUGUGUCAGUCCUCUUUUGUCUAGUAGGCAUUAGUGUACUCGUGAUCUCGGAUGUACUUCAAGACGAGAAAAGAAUGUUGAAAGCGUCCUGGAAUAUGUCUGGAUUCUAUGGAGACUUGCUCUGUUUGUUGGGUAGUGCAGUAUACGCGUGCUCGAAUCUGGGGCAAGAGUAUCUCGUCAAGAAGGAAAAUCAUUGUGCAAGUAACUGCAAAUGUGUUGAUGAGGCUCUUGCUUUCUACUUUGUACUUACUGCUUGA
This is a messenger RNA of Peronospora belbahrii, 600 nucleotides long. NCBI's taxonomy places the organism in Eukaryota, Oomycota, Peronosporomycetes, Peronosporales, Peronosporaceae. The record is from the annotation of a GenBank genome assembly.